Messenger RNA from Rhodofomes roseus, 1047 nucleotides. RefSeq lists its product as uncharacterized. Bases 1 to 1047 code for a protein of 348 amino acids. NCBI's taxonomy places the organism in Eukaryota, Fungi, Basidiomycota, Agaricomycetes, Polyporales, Fomitopsidaceae. The record is from RefSeq and is a predicted model, not a curated record. The transcript has a single exon.
AUGCCGACAGCGACGACGAAGCAAGACUCGGCGGGCGAGGCCCCGCCCCCGCCGCCGCUGCCCAACCCGUCCACGGGCAGCGCGAACCCUGCCGCCUCUCUACCUGCGUUAUGGGGCUACCUGCAGCCCGCGCUCGACCACAUGGUCCGUUCGCCGACGAACAGCCCGUGCAAGGCCCCCGCGAUCGAGGUCAGCUACCAUAUGGGCGUGCACACCGCCGUCUACAACUACUUCACCUCUCAGUCUGAGCAGGCGGCGCCCUCGCCCGGCCCCGGUGUUGGGGCCGGUCUCCGUAUCCCCGCGCACGACAAGGGCAAGGCGAGUGGGACGGAUCUGUAUGACCAGCUCGAUCGCUACUACGCAGACGCUGCGCGCGAGGUCUUCCUUGGUGCGCCCACAGACGACAGUUCGCUCGUGCACUACCUCGUCCCAUGCUUCAACCGCUACUCCGCCGGCGCGCAGGCCGUCAGCCGCCUGCUCAACUACGUUAACCGCCACUACGUCAAGCGCGCCGUGGACGAGGACCGCGGGUGGCUUCGCCUCGCGGACGUGCUCGAUGCCGUCGCGCGCACGAUCCAGGAGGAUGACACGCGCGAGAAGAUUCAGCGACGCCUACGCGAACGGCGCACGGAGGAGCUGAAGAAGUUUGGAUACGUUGAGGGUGCGUUGCCUGCGGAGGUUGCGAAGGUCGAGGAGUACGCGGAGGCGGCGAGUCCGCCUGACCGCGUUGUCCACCUCUCUGCCGUUGCCUACCGCCGCUUCCGUAUCGAGGUCCUUGACCCGCUGCUCGCGGUGCCCAAAGUAAAGGGGAAGGGGAAGAAGAAAAAGCCGCCACAAAAUGGCGACAAACCGCCCAUGCCGAAGGGUCGUCUCGCCCGGUCGGUCAAGGAGCUACUGGAGACGGAGGGAGGAGACGAGGAGGAGAGACGAAGACUCGCGGGCGGCCUAGCUAUCGCUUUGAGAACGUGCGGAAUCAAAGUUGACCACCCACUUCGUAAGAAGCUCGACAAAUUCAUUCCUCCGCCCGAGCCUACUACUGCGACAUAG